This is a messenger RNA of Triplophysa dalaica, 8526 nucleotides long. It is a transcript of the gene setbp1, whose product is annotated as SET binding protein 1. Gene Ontology annotation, molecular function: DNA binding. The record is from RefSeq and is a predicted model, not a curated record. Lineage: Eukaryota; Metazoa; Chordata; Actinopteri; Cypriniformes; Nemacheilidae. The coding region runs from base 647 to 4924 and encodes 1425 amino acids. The transcript is spliced from 4 exons.
ACACGCUGCACACAGAUCAUUAUCAGAAACUACUGCGGGAGUCCACAAGAGUCACAUCACACUUGCGCAAGUCCGAUCAAACGUGUCCAGAAACGGGAACGCCAGAUCUGUUAUAUUCCUGGAUAUUUGUCCCGCGCGGCUGAUCUGGGCCGAUGUGUCAUCUAAAGCGGGACUUUGGAUAUUAUUAAGGAUCGCAGGAGCAGAUUUGUUUUCUCCGCAGUGGGAAGGCUCGUUCCACCCCCGACUCUGAUGAUUUGAGAGGGAAGCAAUGCAGCGCUCCGACUGUGGGUCCAUAUUCCUCCUUUAACCAGCGCUCAAUCCGAAUCUGCAGUCGCGCGCUUUCUUUCUCUACGCGCAUCGACUACAAACCAAUCGAUCUUGUUGUCGGCGUUUUUGUUGCGAAAUCUCACCUGAAGCCAUUUUUACGCGUUUGCUCGAGUUUGAUGGAUUGUAAAGUGCUUGUCAUCUGGAUGUAAGUGGAUGGAUUUACUCUAACAGUUAGUAGACUUCAGCAGCAGCAGGCGCCACAGAAAUGGUUUCACCUGGGAAAAACUCUGCCUUCGUCAGAUUCAUAAGGUUCCUGAAGCAGUAGAGCCCAAAGCCAUCACAUCCCUCUCUAUCUCAAUCACCCUUUGAGAGAUCUUCAAUGGAGCAAAGAGAUCUUAACCGUUCAUCCCGGCCCAAAGGGAACGAGGAGUUCUUCUCCACUGUAACCACCAUCAACAGAGCGGACCUCAGUGAGGUCGGUCUUCUCGCCAGUCCGAUGAAGAGCCUCCCAUUACCCGGUGAGCAGCAGGACCGUCAGGAGGAUAAAGACCUCGGCCUGAGAAAGGAAGUGGACGCCACCUACAGUGCGGGAAGUGAAAGAUGGUCACAGGGAGAUGGACUGGACGAUCAGGAGUUCUCCAUCAAGGAGGCCAGUUUCUCAGAAGGCAGCCUGAAGUUGAAGAUCCAAACAACCAAGCGGGCCAAGAAGCCUCCUAAGAACCUGGAGAACUACAUUUGCCCUCCUGAGAUCCGCAUUACUAUUAAACAGCCUGGGGAGCAGAAGGCCACCAAACAUGGAAGGAGCAGCAGAAGAGGGAAGGAGGAAGAUAAAGGACCCCCCAGAAAGAGGACAUACGAGAGGCCUUAUAAACUCUUGGAUAAAACUAACAGUGCUAUGAUGGAUGUCCUUGGGGAGAGCGCAAAACCAAAGCAUGAUUCUAAAAGCAACAACAUUCACCACCUUGACUGGACAAAGCCAUUGGAUAGUGUUGGAGACAAAGCAACCCAGGAACAACACGGGACAGAUACGGAAUCAAAAAGAGAAUCCGCAUGCAGCAAGAACCCUUCAUCGGAGCCUAACGCCACGUUCUCAAAAACACAAGUUAAAAAGGUCACAGAUGGUUCUUCUGGAAGUCUCUUUUCCCCUGCCUUAUCCUCUCUAGGCGUUGAUUUGAGAGCAUCAUCACCUGAUUUAACCCUGAGUCCCCCAACUGACUCAAGCCUGUUAACACCCUCUUCUUUUAAUAAAGACAGAGGUUUGCAGGAAGUCACAGAGCAUGUGUUUGGGAACAUCAAACGUAAAUAUGGAAGGAAAGACCCAACAAGGGCAAUGGUCACCCAUAAUUUAGACCUUCAAUGGACCAAAAAGAUGGACAGAGAUACUGAAAGUCAAGAUAAUACCAAGGAAAUACAAUCAUACAACACUGAAUUUCAGACAGCGGAACCUGAGAAGUCAAGCAGUAGGACAGAAGAUGAGUGUAGGCUUGACACCCAUCAAACUGAUGAAUCUAAGAGUAGAAAGAAAAGAAAUAGAAGAGUAGCUGAAGAAAACAACAUGUUAGAUGAUGCACAAAUCACACAUCAUGUUGACAUGACUGAUAAAGCUGACCAAGGUACCACAAGACCCAAAAUGACAAAGAAAAUAGAAUUCAGUGCACCAAAACAAUUUAGUGUGAAUUUACGGGAGACAGGAGCAGACAGUACCAGUGCAAUGACUGAUGAUGUUGAAAUUUUUCAGAAUAGACAGAGGAAAAACCCAGCAGGGAGACCGAGAUCAGUGAUUGAUACUGACAAGCAAACAGAUGGGAGCAAAUCAAAGGUCAAGGACAGGUGGUCUUAUUUAAAGUCCCAGAACUCUGUGCUUCGCACAGACGCAUAUCAAUCUAUGUCAAUCGAAGAGCCACCCUCUGCCUUUCCCAUUACCCCAUCCAGCCCACUCUACACAAACACAAACAGUCUGACAGUCAUUACUCCAGUAAAGAAGAAACGUGGCCGGCCCAAAAAGCAGCCAUUGCUCACCGUGGAGACAAUUCAUGAAGGCACUGCAACAAGCCCUGUCAGCCCUAUAGCCCUAGAUUCAUCAAGCAAUUCAAAUAGAAGAAAGAAACAUGACGUGUCAAAAUUGGUGCAGUUGGCCUUAAACAGAUCCACUCCAGGUCAGCAAUUAAAAUUCAAGAAAACCGGUCAAGAAAGUGUCCUUAAAAAGAGGGCCACUAAAAGAAUGAAGUUGGUAAAGAUGCAGAGCAUUUUGAAUGAACUUUUGUCCACUUCAAGUACGGGCAAUCUUGCCCUGAAGUCCAACGUUCCGGUUUCGAAUGCCAUGUCAACCGUGGCAUCGACAAUCGAGGCCCAUUUCGGCAAGCAAAUCAACGUGAGCAAGCGAGGAACUAUUUACAUCGGCAAAAAGCGGGGAAGGAAACCCAGAGUUGAUCCUCAGGCCCAACAAAAAGAGCACAAAGCCAGUGAUAAGCACCCGUCGCCUAUUUCCAGUCCAUUCGAGAACCCUCUAGUGCCUUCAAAUACAUCGCCCGCAACCGGAAUGCCUUCUCCCAGGGUCCUGCAUUUUCUCUAUGCUCACCCUGCUGCCACAGAUACCAGCCAGCAUGACCUGAAGACAAUGCCAAAUCUUCAGCCUAUCAGUGCAUUGCCUACAAAAACACACAAGGGCUUGCUAAGUAGUAACUGGAAGCUUUCUCCCCCAAGACUAAUGGCCAACUCACCAUCUCACCUGUCAGAAGUAGCUUCUAUCAAAGAAGUCACCCUGUCUCCGGUUAGUGAGUCCCACAGUGAAGAGACAAUCCCCAGUGAUAGUGGAAUUGGAACGGACAACAACAGCACAUCCGACCAGACUGAGAAAGGUCCAGCAUCUCGCAGGAGAUACUCCUUUGACCUUUGCAGUUUUGAUGCAACGGAGGCCGCCGUCAUAGAGGCAAAGAGCAAAGCAGUGAGGGGACACUACCAGAAGGGUGCCACUGCGGUUGCUGUGGAAAAUUUAUUUGCUCAGGAGAGCCUGAAGAAACAGAAACAUCGGAGAAAGCGCAAGGCCCUCCAAGGCCGAGAUGACCUGGAGUUUAUAGCCGAUCUUGAGGAGCUGGUCAGCAAGUUUCAGGCCUUCAGGAUUUCCCACCGCAGUUUCAAAUUCUACCACGAGAAUUCAUAUCCCAGCAUCUUCCGUCUCAACUUCGACCACUACUGUCCCAUGCCCUACUAUCCCUAUGACCCCGUGCACUAUCUUCGUAGGAGCUCUGAAAAGUCGAAGAGGAGGCGUGGCAGGCCUGCCAAAUCAAAUGAGCCAAUAUCUAAGAUGCCUUUUAUUCAAGGGUUCGGCUGCCCUGUGCCCGGCGGCAAUUACUAUGCACCCUACGCGAUGCCUUACACGUCCAUGCCUCUCGCCACAAGUAUGAUCAACAUGGGCUAUUACGGACAGUACCCUUCGCCGUUGUACUUAUCUCAUGCACUUGGACCUUCAGGCUCCCCUCUCAUGAGGCCACCAGUCCCUCCACCAAAGUUUCACCCCGGCGCGUCAUCUGGUCUUGUCCCUUCUAGCCGGCAUAGAGCGAAGAGUAUGCCACAUGAAAUGCCUCCAUCUAGAAUGGCUGACUCCUAUCACUCUUCGAACAGCUGCUUGUCCAGCGUCUAUCUCCACAAACGCAAACACAAGUACAAGCACAAACAUAAGGAAGAUCAGUGCAUCCCACAGAGGGAGGACCUCGGUGGACUCUUUAGCGGAACCCAGAGCCCUGCAUUCCUCAGCCUAUUAAAUGACAGACUGGAAAAGAACUCUCUGUUUAAACUAAAGGACAAGCAAAGAGGCAAGCAAAGCGCUGACGCUUCGCCGAAAGCUUCCAGGAACUACUUUGAAGUAGACACUCUGUCGUCAUUAUCAUUAUCAGACUCUCAGCAUUGUAAACGAAUUCGAGGAGAGACUCUCGACAACUUCCUGAACAUCUGCACUAGACAACCACACGAGCGCCUCCGUGCCAGCCAGGACCAGGCACUGGACUCGUUCAAGGGGCAGCACUUAGGGGACAAUGAUUCCAGCAUCCACGGCAGGAGGCGUAGCUUGGAGGACUUUGCGUCGUACAAAGAGGGAAACGUGGUGUCCUUUCAAGGAAGUAGAGAAGACCGGGCGGAGCAGAUGUACCAGUGCUCAGACAUGGCUGUAGCAGAUUCCUACAAGAGGAGGCACAACCAUCCGGAAGAGCAGUGCGACGUACAGAAAAUGUGCAAUCACUCCCAGAUCCUCACUACCAAGAAGAACCUGGAUCACGUCAACAAGAUUCUGAAGGUCAAGAGGCUUCAGAGGCAAGCCAAGACGGGGAAUAACAUGGUAAAGAGACGCAGAGGGAGACCCAGGAAGCAGCCGCUUUCUCUCGAGGAUGGAUUGAUGGCUCAGAUGCCAGUUCUGGAAAAGUGCGUGGACCUUCCAGGCAAGAGGAACCUCCACGGUGGGAUGGUGCCCGCUCAGCUCGAGUUCUCCAAUCACGACUCCAUUACAGACGCCAUUGAGUCAGUGGUGCACAUGGCCAGAUCUCAACCCAACCCACAGUCCACGCAGGGAGGCAAGUACUGGCACAAAGUUCAGCCAGAGCUUAAGGUAGAGCGUCGGCGAGGCAGAGGGAACAGACGGGAUGAAGGUUAUAACGCUGCACUGUGAGUUAGUGCUUGGGUCUUUGUUUCUUUGUUGGUCUCAAUUCUACUGACGUAUUUUAAUGGGCAUUCGCUGAGCACGAUCGCGCUCUGUUUUCAGAAACAAACUUUAUCUCUCUCAAGGAGGCAAAUUAAUCUUGUUUGUUCCAAAGCCCGAAACCAGGAGGAUUUUAAAACGGUGGCUUUAGCCGUAAUCUACCAGCACAUGUAAAUGAACUUAAAUUACGGUACUGUGCACUUUUUUCUUUGUGUUUCUGUUUUGUUUUGUUUUGCUCAAGCACAAGCACAGAUCUUCUGGCUGAGGUUGAUUUUGAACACCAGGUCAAUCGCUAACACACAUUCACUUGCCUGUGCUCAGGUGUGUUUCAGGCAGGAACUAAUGGCAAUACUUUUGAAUGAACCCCAUUUCGAUGGCUAGCUUCACUGUACAUAGCAACAUACUCUACUAACUUUUCUAAGUAUUUUAGAUCUACCUACAGUAUACUGUCAGCAUAUCAAGUCGAAAAUCAUAUAAUGUUUUUGUUUUAACCAAAUAGAUGCGACAUAAGCGAGCUUGUGUCGAAACGCAUUUAGUAAAGUAAUCCAAACAAAGUGGAUUCACUGCAUAUUGUUAUUUUCGAAACAAGACAGAAUAUAUCAAUAUCAUCACCUGGAGAUACUGUCGUUCACAUCAGGCCGGAUGAAAAAUGCUAUGGUUGCAUUUAAAACCUAUGAAGCACUUAUUUCUUUUUUGGGAUGGGGGGUGGAUUGUCACAGUGUUGGUUUUUUCGCUCUAAAUAGCAGCGAUCAUCUGGACGAUAUUUUCCCACUCGGUUGCCGAACCGAGUGACCAGUUCGCCUUCUCCUUAUUUGAGAAUGUGCCUGCUCUUAUUAACGAAACAAUAAUAUAGUAUGUCUAUAUACCUGUCAGUAUUAGAUAUUCACAUGACCAAAGUACCAGUGUAGUCGUGUGUGAUAGGGUAGAUUGGUUUCAGUUUAGCUGCUUAUGUAUAUUACUAUUGAGUGGGUAGUAAGUGUGACGGUGUGCUUAUUUCUUUAAAGCUCUGUUGUUUGGAUUGGUUGGAAAAUAGAAUGUCCCGGAAUGUACACAGAAGACUAUUUAGGUCCGAUCAUAGGACAUCGCAAACGUUUAUAUGUGUCCUACACUGUUUUAGAAACAAACAUUGUAGAACAACUAAUACAUCAUUUACAAUCUGCAUAGAAUUUGAAUGUGGUCCUGAUUUGAAUAGCUUUCCAUUUGUUAUUGGUUUCUCGUUUUUUCAUAUAUGUGCCUUAUGUUUGUCUAUGAGUCCAUAACAUGUUCAGGUACAAGGAAAGCUAAAUGGCAAGAUGUUAGUCGAGAAUGUACAUAAAUAAUAAUAAUCUUGUACGCUGUCCUGGUUGUAAUGUGUCUGAUGUUGCAUUAUUUCAGUUUAAUCAACAUUUGAACUAUACACACAUCUACUGUAUUUACUAAACCUGAGCAAGGUAAAGAGCCGUUCACGUUAUGGAUGAUAACAAUACAAAUGGAGUUUUACUAAAUUAAUGGAAAUUUAAGAGAAUUGUGCUUAACGUUUAGAGGAACUUUAUUGUUGGGAUCACUUCCAGACUAAUUGUUCUAGCUUACGAACAAUAAAACAUACUUGGGGGACCUGUGAAAUUCUCUUUUUCCGUUUCAUUUUUUUCUGUGUUUUGCGUUUUUUUAUUGUACAACAAUAAUAUAUUAGCCCACAUCUAAAAUCUGUAUACUUUAGUAUUAACUCAAAUUUUACAUUUCGACCCUAACAGAAAAAAAUUCUCAAAACGUGCCAUAAUAUACAACUAUGUUAAUAUAAAUCAGUUUCUUACAAGCAUGUGAUUUAACGGUCUACUGUUACUAUUAUUGUAAUAUUUUUAGUGCUUUAUCUAGUAAAUUGUAGUUAAUGCACUAAGUAAGUACGUUAUAUAUAUGUGUGUCAUAAUUAGUUCUUUAGAAUUAACGCAUUGUUGCUGUUAUCCUCUAUUGAUAUGGGCGCUAAUAUAUUGUUUAUAGUUAUCGUCCAAAGUGUGAACGGCCCUUUACAAUUUUGUGAUCAGAAAGCACAUUUAACUACACAUCUAAAUAGUCUAAAAACAAUACAUGUCUGUAAAGAAACCCACACCCAAUGUUUUUAAAAUGAACAUACGCUUAUUGUACUAUGCAUCAGGUUGUCGCUGUGAAUCCACGGACACGUAACUUUUUUGCAUCGACUCUUUUUUAAGCUUUCCGUUUUGUUUAACCAGUUUAAACUAUGAAGUGGUCUUACUGAAAUUUUCAUUCUGAAAAGUUACAAUGACCAAUAGUUUGUGCUAACCCUGACUAUCACUUCUUUUGCAAUUCUAACUAUUGCCUAGGGGAGAGACUGACCUCUGAGCAGUGCCGCCUUAAAUGUUAAUUUCAACAAAAAAUGUCCCCUGUAAAUAGUCGACCGUCUCUAGAUCGCAUAUAGCUGCAUGGAUUAUGGCUACGAAUCGUGCCGAUGCUGUAUGUUUCAUUCAGUUGUCCAAAGCGGGACACACAGUGGCUUAAAUCGUAUUCUGUCCAUGUGACAACUUGCAUUAAAAGAAAUAAUAGAUGCUGGCAGCUAUUUGCCUCUGGCGUAGACUUUUUGCUUAAUGCAUUCGAUUGGACUGGUUUUAGGAAACCAUCUUGAAAUGUUGCCAAAAAUAUCGACCAUUUGUCCGUGCUUUAAGCACUAAUGGACAAAAUCUAUGUUUUAAACGAAAUGUACACCGUAGCAGUUUUCUGAAACGCGACUCUAGAUGAUACAGUAAACAAAUGGCAGCUUGGCUUCCGUGGUCUAAAAAAUGCCAGAUAUAUUUUCUCCACCAGCUGAUAAGUGGUGCCUUGUGAAGUUAAGGUGUAUUUUUUUAUGUUCUAAAACAACGAUUGCAAUUUCAUUACAUGCUGUAUGUGUCCAGUAUUACCAAGGUCAUUGAGAGAAUGUCAUCUACACAAGUGUUGUCACGAGUAUCAUAUUUUUCUUUGUAUGGUUAAUGAUGAAGUUAUAAUACAAGUGAAGUGUUAAUCAAAAAGUAAUAUUCCUAAUAAGGACACAACACGCUCUUAUAGCUCUGAAUUUUUUUGAAAAAUCAUGCAUAUGGUGUUUUUGAUAAUUUGAUUUCUGCAUGCCCUAUUUGAUUGUAUGCAUACCAAUUUUGAAGAAGUAUUACAUUUCGAUUUGGAUAAGAUCUUAUACAUUGUUUGAUAUGUUUUUUUGUAAUGGAUUUUAAAUUCAUAAAGCAUUUUUGUACAUUGUAUGGAUAUUAAAAACAGCAAAUAAUGGACUUAUAUACAAAAGAAUAAAUACUGAUGUACACAAACAUAUGCAUUGUACAUAGAAUGUAUGUAUACACAUUGGUGUGUAGUGUAACGGUGUAUACAGACAUGUUUAUAGUACUACACUGUACAUAUGUACAUACAUGUAAGCUUGCAUGUGUUUGGUCACGUUUGCCGUUCAUGAUCUUGUAGUUUUAUUUUUUUAUUUCUCUUUCUUACUGUAAAGCUUGCGUUGCGAACCGGCUCCGGUGGGGGGCAACAAGUGCUUAAAAUACAGUUGAUCUUGUUUAUGUCAUUCAUUGUGCAAAAAAUAAUAAAUGAAUUUAUCGAGA